GUGACGCAGGACAUACGCGCGUUCCGAUUGGCCGAGUGGAAGUCUCGGCCCCGCCCACCGCCGAGAUUUGAAAAACCUACAGAGAAGAAGCGAGAGGGCAGCAGCAGUGGCAGCGGGGAGGAAACGUUGAUAUUCGGACAUGGCGCCCAGGAAGAGAACCACGAAGCAGCCGAAGGCCGACCCCAGGGCGGCGAAGCUGCAGGCCUUCAUAGAUGACUUCGACAGUGAAGUGGAGACCCGCCUGUCCCAGAUGAGGGAGAAGAUCGACAAGCUGCUGGUGGACGUGGACAACAGCUACGACAUGGCUCUGAUGAAGCAGCCGCGCGCCGUGAGGCAGAUGCCCUGGAUGGAGUUCUACAAGCUUCACCAGCCCAAGGCUGCAGAGGAGCGGCGGCCCGUCGAGGCUCCACAGGACCUAAAGAGCGGAGAGGAGGCGGCCAUCUUGGAGAGCGAGGUGGCCAGGGACCACACCGCCCUGCUGAAGUCCCUGAAGAAAGCCACCAGGAAGAAAGGCGCAGCCAAGUCCAGCUCAGACGAUGAGAACGUCCCCGCCUCGUCCAGGAGGGGCCCGGCAGCCAGGAGACCGCCGUCCACAGCCAAGAGGACCAAAGUUCUGUCCGUCACCAAGCAGCACGCCGCCAUCAGAUGCUCCAGCAGGAAGCCCCUGGUGACCCCAGCCAGGAACAUGAUGGACUCGUCUCUGGUGAUGGGACAGACGCCUCUCGUCACGCCUCGCUUCGACCCCAGACUCCCAAAGACGCCCGCCGUCAGGGUCCCCCGCCACAAAGAGAGGGUCUACAGCAUCUCCGCCAACGGCUCCCCCAUCACCGCAGGGAGCCAGGACAUCGUCCUCAACUUCCCCGUGGGGAACGGCGAGAGCAUCCAGCUGCUGGCCAGUGAGAUGGACUCUCUGGACCUGAACCUGCUGGACGAGACGGCCCUGAGGAGCAUCCGGCAGCUCAAGGACCGGCUGACCACUCUGUGUGGGACGUCUGAGUGACCUGGGAGAAAAAUGACGCCCCAGAGUUUUUCCACUCGGGGAUUUUUGGUCUAAGGAGCAACUUUUUAUUUUUCCUUCAGAGAACUUUUUAACUUUUCAUGUGACGGCGUGUCUCUUCACGCUGACAGCGAAUCGACGAGGUUGUUUGCUUCCUUUUCACUGUUACUUUCUGUAAAUAAAGUCUUUAUUGUCCUCCUGCUGUC
This is a messenger RNA of Fundulus heteroclitus (mummichog), 1203 nucleotides long. RefSeq names its product cell division cycle associated 8 (gene cdca8). The transcript is spliced from 11 exons. Gene Ontology annotation, cellular component: chromosome, centromeric region; chromosome passenger complex; spindle midzone. NCBI's taxonomy places the organism in Eukaryota, Metazoa, Chordata, Actinopteri, Cyprinodontiformes, Fundulidae. The coding region runs from base 140 to 1000 and encodes 286 amino acids. The record is from RefSeq and is a predicted model, not a curated record. Gene Ontology annotation, biological process: mitotic sister chromatid segregation.